AUGAAGCUACUUUAUUACUUCCUUCUAGUUCUAACCGCGGAGCUGCAGGUGAACUGUACAAAGCAUUUGUACAAAAAUGCCGAAACAUUCGACAUCGACAACGAGCUAGAGGAGUCAGAUGGUGACCACAGCAAGUCCCGGGCUAACCGUACCCAGGAAAGGAUCAAUCUGACGGUACCAGGUACCAAAUGGUGUGGACCCGGUAAUACGGCCAACGAUUAUGACGAUCUGGGUUCCAACUCCGAGGUAGACAAGUGUUGCCGUGAGCACGACCAUUGCGAUAACAUACCUGCUGGUGAGACAAAGUAUGGCCUCAAAAAUGAUGACUACUUUACAAGGCUGCACUGCAAAUGUGAUCGUGACUUUCAGCAGUGUCUGCACCGCGUAAACACCACGUUCUCGAACAAGCUGGGUAACUUUUACUUUACCGUUCGCGAUCAGUGCUACAAGAAGCAGCAUCCGAUCGUGGACUGCGCUGAACAUACGAACAAAAUCUUCCUGCGUCGAUGCGUACGAUACGUUCUCGAUACCUCUCGAUCGGAUAUGUGGCAGUGGUUCGAUCUGCCGUUCUACGAUGGCAACAUGUUGGAUGGCUUCUGA
Molecule: messenger RNA, 600 nt
Organism: Anopheles aquasalis
Lineage: Eukaryota; Metazoa; Arthropoda; Insecta; Diptera; Culicidae
Product: phospholipase A2-like
Biological process (GO): phospholipid metabolic process; arachidonate secretion
Molecular function (GO): A2-type glycerophospholipase activity
Source: RefSeq, a predicted model, not a curated record